GCCUGAGAGCGAGGACUCACUCCAUUGACGACAAGCUUUGCUUAGCUAAUAGCUUAGCUUAGCCUGCCUGCCCGUCUCCAAGGAGGAAGAACACAACGCGACACGUAUAGCCAUCGUCUCUCGAUCUCUUCCUCCUCGCCGGCUAGCUGCUAGGCCUCUCCGCGCUCGCUGGUGAUCGUCGCCGAUCGCCUCGACGGCCAUGGCUAAGCAGCAGAAGAACGCCCAUGUGCCAAAGUUCGGCAACUGGGACAACGACGGCAACGUGCCGUACACCAUCUACUUCGAGAACGCGCGCAAGGGCAAGGUCGCCGGUGGCAAGAUGAUCAACCCCAACGACCCCGUCGAGAACCCGGAGGCGUUCUCCGUCGCCGCGCCGUCGCCGAGCCGGGCUCCUCCUCCGGCCGCCCCGUCCCACCACGAGCGCGGGCCGAGCGUCGACGCGCCGGCGCCGCCGCCCAACCCCUACGCCGGCUCGCCGUACCACCGCCACGCCGGUGGCGAGACGCCGGCGAGAAGAGGCGGGCGGGCGAGCGGCGUGUACAGCGUCGAGCAGUCGCCGUCCCCGUCGCCGCUGCACCCGUACAGCCAGUCGAGGGCCGACUACUCCGACAGCGCCGGCAGCUACGGCGGCCUCGUCCCCAGCUCCGUCGACCGGUCCCGCGCCAAGGGCCCGCGAGGCAACGAAACACCGACGAGGGGGUCAGCGGUGCCAAAGUUCGGCGACUGGGACUCGAACCCGGCGUCGGCGGACGGCUACACGCACAUCUUCAACAAGGUGAGGGAGGAGAAGCAGACCCAGUCCACGAAGCCGGCGGGGUUCGGCGGCAAGGACGGCGGCAACGCCGCCACCAAGCACCACGACGACGACUACGCCUCCACGAAAUGUUCCUGCUUUGGAUGGUGCAAAUAAAGAUGGAUUGAUCAUUGAUGCUGCUACCAUCGAUGGAUUGUAAAUUUGGAGAGAAGGGGAUCGUCAUUUCCCUCCGAAAUUGCAUUUGGUCAUAGGUUUUUUUUUGUUUGGAAGUGAAAAUAUAAAGUAUAGUUCAUGCUUGCUGUAAUGCCAUUAGAUUGAGUGUCUCAUUGUUUGGUUCCUUCAAUAUUGGAUUUACAUGCUUGUAUGACAGAUUAAAGCGAUUAUGUGUUGUCUGUGUUUGGGCUGAUUCUUUGUUCUUAUCGUCAUUUAGUUUGUCCCUUAAUGACAGCACAAAUCCUUUUAGACGCUGGAGUACCUACUUAUGCACGAAGAUACCAAUCAUUCAUUCAUUUGGAUACACAGG
Oryza brachyantha (malo sina) is the source of this 1277-nucleotide messenger RNA. Its product is annotated as RPM1-interacting protein 4. Bases 200 to 910 code for a protein of 236 amino acids. Lineage: Eukaryota; Viridiplantae; Streptophyta; Magnoliopsida; Poales; Poaceae. The record is from RefSeq and is a predicted model, not a curated record. The transcript is spliced from 4 exons.